UCUUCUGCUCUGGCUGCUGCACAGCAGGACCCCACCCAGGAAGGGCCCCCAGACCUGCCAUCUGCACCCAGGGAGAAAGGGCCAGUUGAAGUCCCUUGAGGCUUCUGACUUUCUCAGUGUGUUUACUCGGGGUCCCUGAAGGACACCCUUCUUCCAGGGCACCCAGAGGGGCCCUGUCUCUGAGUCCUCUGGGUGAACUCUUCUAAGGAUCUUUGCCUUUGCCCAGCAGAGCUAUGGCCUUGGCCUCUAAACUUCCAGCACCAGCUUUCCUGUCCCCACAGCUGGAGGUGGCUGUCCCCAUCCUGCCUGCAUGUGGAACUCUCCCUGGGUCUGUGUGACAAGAAAUAAAGAGCUGUGGGGCAGAGCCCGAGUCCAGGACAUUUGGCGGCCAAUACUCACCAAGUGAAUUCGCAGGGAAUCUCAACCAGAGGCAGAGAGGGGAGGGCGCAGUCACACCUUCUCUGAGGUCCAUUCAAGGACAGCCUGAUGACCUUCACACCCCACCUGAGGGCCUGCCUUCCCUCUGCCUUGAGAAGUUUGAUUCUACAGAAGAAAACAAACAUGAGGAACAUGUCCAGCGUAGCCGGGGGUCUCCGAGCCGCCAGCGUGGUCAUCCUGCACAAGUCUCUUGCUCCGGACUUUGAACGCUUUUGCCAGGCCAACCGUGGCCCUCUGCCCCUGCUGGGCCGAAGCCAGCCGGGCAAGUGGACAGUGCCCGCCCCAGACUCCAGGAUGGGUUGUCCCCAGUUCCAGAAGUACGAGUCUGGUGCCUGCACAGGCAGCCUGAUGUCCCUGGAGGAGAACUCGGAGCAGCUGAAGGACAUGGUGGCCUUUGUCCUGGGUUGCGGCGUCUCCCUAGAAGCGGUCUUGGAGAAGGCGGGGCUCCCCAGAAGAGACCCAGCAGGUCAUAGCCACGCAGGUGCUUACAAGACGACAGUGCCUUGUGCCUCUGUGGCUGGCUUUGGCUGCCCCCUGGUGGUCACAAUGAGGCCCAUUCCCAAGGACAAGCUGGAAAGGCUGGUGCAGGCCAGUUGCUCUGUGCAGGCUGAGCUCGGACCACCCAUUCACAUGGGCGACCCAGAACUGUUGGGAAUCAAAGAUCUUUCCAAACCUGACUAUGGGGAUCCCGUGGCGUGUCAGCCCGGAGACGUGCCAGUGUUCUGGCCUUCUCCACUGACCAGUCUCGAAGCCGUCAGCAGCUGCAAGACCCCACUGGCGUUUACUAGUGCACCGGGUUGCACGGUUAUGACAGACCUGAAGGAUACAGAGGCCAGCUGUCUCGCCCCUGAGGGAUUUCCAGAGGUUCAUCUCAUUUCCCAAGAUCCUUUGCACUAUAGCAUCGCCUCAGCGCCAGCUAUUCAGAAGAUCCGAGAACUGGAGGCUAUAAUUGGCAUAGACCCAGGCAACCGGGGGAUCGGGCACCUACUGUGUAAAGACGAGCUGCUGAAGGCCUCUCUGUCGCUGUCCCAUGCCCGCUCCGUGCUCAUCACCACCGGCUUCCCCACACAUUUCAAACACGAGCCUCCGGAAGAGACAGAUGGCCCGCCUGGAGCCUUUGCUCUGGCUGCCUUCCUGCAGGCCUUGGAGAAGGAGGUCACCAUGGUUGUUGACCAGAGAGCCUUGAGUUUGUACCAGAAGCUUGUUGACGAGGCCCUUGAGCACGGUGUUCUGAACACACGGAUCCCACUGGUAACUUACCAAAGUGGGUCAGCAGGAGCUGCUCAGGUGUUUCUAUGCAAAGACGGGGACCCCAGGUCACCUAGGUUCGACCACCUGGUGGCCAUUGAGCGGACGGGUAGGGCAGCCGACGGGAACCACUACAACGCCAGGAAGGUGAACAUCAAGCACUUGGCGGACCCCAUUGAUGAUCUUUUCCUUGCAGCACAGAAGAUUCCUGGCAUCACAUCUACAGGAGUCGGUGAUGGAGGCAAUGAACUUGGGAUGGGCAAAGUCAAGGAGGCCGUGAAGAAGCAUAUACGAAAUGGGGAUGUCAUCGCCUGUGACGUGGCAGCUGACUUUGCUGUUAUCGCCGGUGUUUCCAACUGGGGCGGCUACGCCUUAGCCUGUGCGCUGUACAUCCUGAACUCAUGCGAGACCCAUGGGCGUUACCUGAGAAAGGCAGUGGGGCCCCCCAGGGCUCCUGGGGAGCAUAGCUGGACUCAGGCCCUCCCCUCUGUCACUAAGGAAGAAAAAAUGUUGAGCCUCCUGGUGCAGCAUGAGGUCCGGAGCGGCGUCACAGGCAAUGUGGGCAUGGAGGUGGACGGGCUGCCCUUCCACGGCACCCACGCACAGAUGGUCCAGAAGCUGCUGGACGUCACUGCAGUGCAGGCCUGACCCUGCCCACUGAGUGGCGUAGAGAGCAUACCAGACCCACUCCCAGGCCUGGGGGCGGUCCCCAAGGACCCCUAGCUUCCUCCACAGCAGCAAUACUGGCCCUGGGUGAGCGGUCACCUCUCACGGGCCUGGGGCCCCACACCCCCACUUUCUAGAGGGGACAGGACAGAUGCUGUGGCCCAAGAAAGACUUUCCUCUCCUUUGGUGUUUCAAGUUUUGGCUUUUAUUCCUCAAGUGCUACAGGCAUUGAUUCCAACCCUCCUUCACCCCGGCUUCUUCCGGUUACGCCCCCAGUCUGCUCAGAGACUCUUCUGACCAAUCACUCAGGGGGACACCAGUGAGCAAUAACUGCCAGGCAGACACAACAGUGGGUGCACCAGGGCCGUGAAUAAUCCCCCAGACUAACUAAGAAAUAGCAAAGUGUACAAAUGCCGUGUUGUGAAUAUUUAUGAAACUCUGGGAUUCCACCAAAGGUUUACUCAUCACCACCACCACCAAAAUAUUUAUACCUUUGAAAUGCUCUUUCCAGCCUUUUGUUUACUUAAGAGUGCCGUUGAAUUUUGCAUUCGUGACUAUUGCCACUCCCCUGCCCCUACCUCCCUCUACCCCCAUAUCUCUUGACCCUCUGCCUCGGAGCCUGCCAUUCUUCCACCUCGGCCACCUCUCCCCCCAUUCUGUUCACCUCCAGCCCUGAGCUGAAUGCCUUGGCCUUCCUGCAUUGGGGCUCAGUCAUACUCCUGGAGCCUGGGGCUCAGGCAGCACCAUCUCAACCUAGUAGUCACAUGGGUGAGAGUCCACCAGACACCCUUGGUCACGUGCCCUUAUCUCCUUCACAAGCGCCCAGCACCUACUUCCCAUCCGAGUUACAAGCAGCGAUGUCACUGACCACAGCCCAUUACACGCACACAAUGAGCCAGCCCAACGCCUGUGCCGGGCCAGCCUGAGUGAUGGUGGGCUCAUGGGGUGGGGGAUGGGGGGUUGCUCCUUCUUCCCUGCUCGGUGUUUAUUGGACCUGCUUAAUUUCAUUUCCUUAAGCAUGCCCAGUCUGAUUGCUCAAAGGGCACUAGCUGUGGAGCACAGGACACACGUGUUGUACAAUCACCCCACGCUGGGUAGCUUCAUGGUUGAUUCAGGCAAAUGAAAAAGGAAUCCUGGAGCCUCAGGUAUAUCUGACAUGCUGAAGCAGGGGACCGCGUACACAGGCAGACCAGCAGGCAGGCAGCAACCGAGUCCCCCAGCCCCCGCAAUCUCCCACUUCUUGACCCGAGAGCCCAUAUCAUAGGUGUGUGUGCCCCAUGCUCAUGCUCCUAAGCACCUUCCCACCACACGGUGUCACAUGCGGGUAAUGAAGCCAGCAGGCAAACAGCCGCAGGUGGCGGCGCAGAGGCUGGGGCGGAGAGGCCUGAGUUACGCUGUGCUCCCUACAACAUGCUAUAGAAGUGACCUCACUUAAGUCACAGACAGGUUCUUGGAAAUUGCAACUUUAAGCAAAAUAAUUUAAAAGAAAAGCAGAUCCUCCAACAGUGUAGUUUGUCCACGUAGCCCCAAAUUGCUCUUUUCUCAUCAAGUUUAUAAAGAAAUGUUACCAAACAACUUCAUUCCAGGACUGCUGUACACUCAACAGCCGAGCUAAGUGUAAAGUGACCUGCGGUGAAUGUCCAGGGCUCCCACAGGGUGUGGUGAAGCCCCUGGCUACAAGCAACUGGGGUGGGGUCUGCUCAGAAGCACCCCCCUCUCCCCCCACCCCACCCCCGCUGCACACACACACACAAGGCUGCAGUCCUGUGCCAGGGCCUCUGGGCUGAAAUGCCCUUGGUAAUGAACUCAGUCCCUCCAACUGCGACCCCUCAGGGCUCAGCUAACUGCCUCAGCUUUAAGCGUCACUAGCCCAGUCUCCCCCCAUUAUAACUUGUAUCCCAGAUUUGGGGCUGCAGAGCUCUGUAUAACGGGAAUUUUUCUUUGAGAAACACCCUGACGUUUUAAAUCUUCAUGACUGGAUGAGGAAAAACUUCACUCUGGUCAAGUUGCCAGUGCUCUUCUGAGUCAUCUUUGGGGGAUGACGCUAAAGGGGCAUUGGUUUUGCAAUAGUAGAACUCUAUCCCAGCAUGGACAACUUUGAGGCAUGGUGAAAGGUAACUUUAGAAGUUUAUGGGGGAGAUAUUAAGUUAUUGGUGAAAGAGAGAGAGACCCAGGUAGAACAGAGGAAGCUGAGUAGGGCCUUAGCUCAGGAGUAAGCAUCCAAACCCCUACCCCCUGCAGGGAGAGGCAAGCUGAGAACCCUAAAUCAGACACUAAGGUGAAAGCAAGAGCUAGGAAAAGACUUCCUAGCAGGGUCCAGCAGAGACCACUGGGGCCCUGAGAAUCCAGGGUCGUUUUAUGCUUUUCCAUUCUGCAGUGAGUCCUGUUCAGGUCUUUGGUAACAUUUUGCCCAAGUUCACCCUAGUCUUGGCUAUGCUUUGGGGGCAGCCUGGUGAGGUGGCUACCGCCUGGAGAAGCUGGUCACAGGGACAGGAUAAAACCUCUAGGGAAUGGUGGCCCAGGGUGAGACAGUCAACAGCUUUGUUGUGCAACCACCCAGGACAGGUAGGUUAAUUUCGAUUUUCGCAGAUGAAGAGAAUUUUGGAGCCCUUGGUAUCAUUUUACAGGCCUUUAACGCUAAAUCAGGGAACAGACCAGCCAGCAGGGAGACAGCAGCAAAGACCCCUAGCCCCAGAGACGCCGCUGUGAGCACCCAUGCUGAAGAGCCCCUUUUAUCCCUCCCGCUCCUCAGUCCAGGUGUCAGUAAUCAUAGGCAUGCGUGCCCAGGCCCACGCCUCUCAGCCCCUGGCAUCCACACAACCUAGGAGCAUGCAAGACUGCAGGUGGUAGCCAUAGAGGCUGGGGGUGGGGGUGGGGGCGAAAAAAGCCUGAGCUACUCCAUCUCCCCUACCUGUUUCUACCAGGAUGGAUUUGUGGGACACAUGAGCCUCCCUAGGCAUUUCCCAGAAUACUGGGGGAUGAAUCAUAUUAAACUGUACCUGGGAUGGUCUCUGGAUACCCAAGGGCAUACUGGAAACCUUGGGUACUUCAAGAUGUUCUUGUUCCACAGACGUUGCAGUUAGGAGCCAGGAAAGUGAGUCAAUGAAGGGGUCAGGCUCUGCAGUGCCCUGGCUGUCCUCUGGCCAUGUGCCUCCCAUGGCUCAGCUGAGCCUGCAUCCCUCUGAGUCAUCUCCUGCCUGUCAUGACCCAAGUCUGGCUGCUCGCCGCCCACCUUAGUCCAGCCACUGUAUUCCGCUCCUCUCUGCCCAUUCCGUAUGGUUCCACUAAUUCCAUAAAGAUGUCUACUCUCAAAUUCAAGCACCACACUGGUCCAGUCAGAAAGGAGAUGUGGUGUAACACCAGCUCACUUGAACUCUUCAUAUGUCAGCGAUUGAUGUACUGGCCAGAAAAGUCAAUCAUUGAUAGGAGCGGGAGGACUAAAGGCCCCUUAUCCUCAAUACAGGUCAGACUCCGGCUUCAGAUCCCAGUGUUGGAACCAAAGACACUUAGCCGGAUGUGGCUAAGUGGCAUGCUCAUUAAGAAACAAAAGAUUGGCUUUCCUGCCCACCCAUGACUAUGCAAGUGCCUCUCUUUUUCUUUCUCCUUUUCCUAAUGAACCGUUUUAAAAUGUAAACAAACAAAAGAUCCAAGUGUAAAGUUUUGCCUAAUUAUCUAUCUUCCUAAAAACAGGAAAUUGCUGGUGGUCUGGGAGGUGGGAAAUACCCUUAUCGUCCCAGACUAAGGCUGGCAAAAUCUGUCUGGGAUGCCUUUGAAGAUGAACCCUGCAAAAUUCCUUGUUCUUUAAAUUGUGAAGUUCUUUGUUCUUUUUGUACUUCCUAUUUUAUUGUUCCCUUUCUAGAAACUACAGAACUUCACUGGAAUGACCAGAAGGGUGUCAUAUUCUGUGAGCCUCCUGAGCAUGUCAUUAAAAUUUAUCUUUU
Talpa occidentalis (Iberian mole) is the source of this 6293-nucleotide messenger RNA. RefSeq names its product D-glutamate cyclase (gene DGLUCY). Gene Ontology annotation, biological process: glutamate metabolic process. Gene Ontology annotation, molecular function: D-glutamate cyclase activity. Lineage: Eukaryota; Metazoa; Chordata; Mammalia; Eulipotyphla; Talpidae. The record is from RefSeq and is a predicted model, not a curated record. Bases 487 to 2334 code for a protein of 615 amino acids. The transcript has 13 exons.